Spodoptera litura is the source of this 742-nucleotide messenger RNA. Its product is annotated as ferritin, heavy subunit. Gene Ontology annotation, cellular component: cytoplasm. Gene Ontology annotation, molecular function: ferric iron binding; ferrous iron binding. The record is from RefSeq and is a predicted model, not a curated record. NCBI's taxonomy places the organism in Eukaryota, Metazoa, Arthropoda, Insecta, Lepidoptera, Noctuidae. Gene Ontology annotation, biological process: intracellular iron ion homeostasis; iron ion transport.
AUUGACAUAUUGUCAAGAAUUUGUCCUAUCCUAUAAAUAGGUAAAUAAUGUAUUUCAAGUGGAGAUAUUAUGCACUCGUAAAAUUAGGUUUGAAGGAACAGGUGCAUAGUAAACCUGCACAUAAUAGGAGGUAUUACUCACAAAAUAAUUCUAACUCAAGAAUAGAAGAGUUAAUAAAUAUACAAAUUAAAGCAGAGCAACAAGCCAGCCAGAAUUAUUUAAAUAUAGCUGUGACUUUUUUACAUCCGUCUAAAUCACUGUUAGGUGUUGGAGGAUUCUUUAUGAAAAUGUAUAAUGAUGAACUAGAACACAUGCACAAACUCAUAAAUUAUCAGUUAUUACGAGGGGGAUCUCCCUUGAUAUCUGGCCUUGAACCACCCAACCAACAUAAAAAUCUUACUAUACUUGAUGCAUUUAAAGAAGGCCUUUGUAUGGAAAAAAAUAUAACUGAGCUUAUAGAAAAAGGAAUAAAACUUGCAGAAGAAGUCAAAGAUUUUCAUUAUGUAGAUUUUAUCACAUCUGUAUUUUUAACUGAACAAUUCCAAUCAAUACAUGAGUUUGAUCAACAUGUAACCAAGUUAACCACAUUAAAAAACAAUGAUGCUUUUUAUUAUCUCUAUGACAUGGAGCUACAAAAGAAUUAUCCACUUUCACAUAAUAUUAAAAAUCUGUUUAAAUAACUAAAGAGAAAUACAAGAACAAUGGAUUUAUUAAAAAUACAUACAUGGACUUAAAAAUCAUU